Messenger RNA from Ailuropoda melanoleuca (giant panda), 2186 nucleotides. It is a transcript of the gene NUDCD2, whose product is annotated as NudC domain containing 2. The record is from RefSeq and is a predicted model, not a curated record. Lineage: Eukaryota; Metazoa; Chordata; Mammalia; Carnivora; Ursidae. The transcript is spliced from 6 exons. Gene Ontology annotation, biological process: protein folding. Gene Ontology annotation, cellular component: cytoplasm. Bases 265 to 756 code for a protein of 163 amino acids.
UCAAGUUCUAGUUUCACUAGUUCCAGCCUUCUCCCACCGUUCCUUGGGUAUAAACUUCCCCGGAUUUCACUUCUUUCAAACUGGGUACUGCCAGGGUCCUAAAUGGCCGUUGAAAAGGAAAAAGGGACGUGCUGAGACAGCAGCCUACGUCCCUGCGCAUGUGCAGUGACCCGAGCGGAGAGUCCCGGGCGUGGCCUGAGCGUGGAGCUUUCGCGCGUGCGCUCAUCUCCCUCCGUGCGGCUGCAGCUGGGAAGCUACUGGAGUAUGUCGGCCCCGUUUGAGGAGCGCAGUGGGGUGGUUCCGUGUGGGACGCCGUGGGGCCAGUGGUACCAGACCUUGGAGGAGGUGUUCAUUGAAGUUCAGGUGCCGCCUGGCACUCGCGCCCAGGAUAUCCAGUGCGGCCUGCAGAGCCGGCAUGUGGCGCUGGCCGUGGGUGGUCGCGAGAUCCUCAAGGGCAAGCUCUUUGAUUCUACAAUAGCUGAUGAGGGAACAUGGACUUUGGAGGACAGAAAAAUGGUCCGUAUUGUUCUUACAAAGACAAAGAGAGAUGCAGCAAAUUGCUGGACUUCUCUUCUAGAAUCCGAAUAUGCAGCUGAUCCUUGGGUACAAGACCAAAUGCAGAGAAAACUCACAUUAGAGAGAUUCCAGAAAGAAAAUCCUGGUUUUGACUUCAGUGGAGCAGAAAUCUCAGGAAACUACACUAAAGGUAUGUGCAGACUGGCUACAACAAAGCCUUUGCCUGAAUUUGAAUCCUAACUCCAAGUACCAGUUCCAAUUGCCAAUCUAAGCAGACUAACACAAUACCUGGUAGUUAUCUGUCAUUACCAACCACCUUGCUGGGAUGCCAUUUAAGGUAAGACAGUUUGCACAGAACUUCAGGUGGGCGGAAUAUAAGGGUGAAUUUGUAUUGAGAACAUCCAUAGUAGUGAUGAAUCUAAAUGACACGUUACCAAUACUGCAUCAACACCAACUUUUUAAUGCACAUUAAACAUAUUUGUCCUAAUUUUGUGUCUUCUGAAAAGCCAUUAGAAAGUAAAGCAUGAAUUGGGUAAUAGCCAUACUAUUAAUAGAGAUUUUGAUUCUGCUAUCAUGCAUCUUCCUGCUAAAUUUAAAUAUACUGAAUGGAGAUAGCUCUUCAUUGUGGUUCUGGUAUCACAUUGCCAAACCAGUUAAAUCAGAACAGAAACAAACAGAAACUACCCAGCAAAAGAAUGCAUUUCAAUAACUUUAUUGAAAGGUGUAUCCCUUAGUACCAAAACAUAAUGGUAGUUGGUUAGGCUACCUCUGCCAACUCAGAAUUAACACUGAUGUAGUCAAAUUAUUGAAAUAUAUCAGCCUUUUGGGAAAACUGAAGUUAUCCACAAAAUACAGUUCACAAAAGUAUAAGAUACAUUGUGGUUCUUUGGUUUAUUUUCCAGUGCACAUUUACCCAUAGCAUGAUGUCAAAAUUGGGUACAGCCAUUGUGGAUGGACUCAGGCCACUUGCUGCACUGAGUAACUGUUUACAACACUUUUAAUGCUGUAGAUCUCCUUAUAGUCACUAACUUAAUAGAAAAUCUCGAAUACUACCUUGGCAACUUCAUAAAGAUGCCUACUUACUUUUUUAAAGACCUUCUUUUGGCACAGGAGGGGAAAUUAGUGAAAGUAUAUUCUCUUCCUUUAAAAAUUCUAAAUUAGAAGCAAUAGCAGUUUUUAUAAAACAGCCCUUAGUAAAAACUGGAGUGUUGAAUCAGCAAGUUUUUGGAGGGAAGUUACUUUGAAUCACUAACACACACCAAAAAAACAAAUUUUCUUGAUGGGAUUACAUAGAGGCAGUAGAUACUGUGUAAAUUUUAUCAUGGAUACAAACAUCACCUGUUUUUUAGAAAAAAUAUUAAAGUUAACUUAAUAUGCCAAAAUGAUUAGGCCUGUAGUUUUACUUAUAUAAAAUGCCUUCCAAUUUAAGUGUAAUUCCCAAAUUUCAAUAAACUCCAAUCUCUGGAUUAUCUAUUACUUGCACUACAGGUACCAAGAAACCAUUUUCACUGCCUGGAAUAGUGACCCUUGUUACGCCUUAAAAGUGCAUUUGUGAAAUGUUGGUUUUGAUGUGUAUCUCCUAAUUUAGAAUUUAAUUAGGUUACCACUUUUAAUACCACCUAAAUACAAUAUACUGACCCAAUAUAGAAGGUUGGGCCAGUGUUAGAAAU